CCGCACACAUAACUAAUGGAUCCGCGUCGUCUUAUCAAUCGACGCUCCCGCUCGUGGUCUUUCCCACUCUCGGAUUCCCGGACUUACCUCACAAUUGGAAACGCACUCACUGAUCAUGACUAUAUCACUACUAUAGCGCUCGCUCAGUUUCGUUUCGGUUGUGAAGCAAUGAACUCACUUCAUAGGACUCUGUUGCUCUGCGGUUUAUCUGUGUUGGUUGUCGAAUCUGUUACUGAAUAUUGCGAUAAUGGCACUGGGAAGUGUGCGAGCUUGACGUCGGCGGAUUGUCCGGUGAUAUUUUAUAACUGGCAUUUAAUCGGGGACAGGGUUAAGUAUUGUGAUGAGUCCCGCGACAUUGUUUGCUGUCCUCUACCCAAACAUUCACAGAACCAAUUGAGUGUUUCAACAGCGAAUCGAAUAUCUGCGAGAGAAUGUCGGCGAUAUAGCGAAAUUUGGAGGACUUGUGCUUCAACACCCUUCAUUGUAAACGGCACCAAGGCUGCACCAAAAGAGUAUCCUUUCAUGGCCUUAAUAGGCACCCGGAAUAGAAAUAGCUCCAACAUUAGGUGGGACUGUGGUGGCACUUUAAUACACCCCAAGUAUAUUCUUACAGCAGCGCAUUGUCUGGAAUCCACAGAAACAAAAUCCGAACGCUUAGAUCCCGCUUUCGAUUCCCCGAAAUUUGUGGUACGAUUGGGAGAGCUCGACUAUAGCAGCACUAUAGAUGAUGCGCGACCAGAAGACUUUGAAAUUGUUAAUUAUGUGGUGCAUCCUUCCUACAACGAUGGCGAGGAUGGCGCCCCUCUCAAUGAUAUUGCCCUGAUCGAGCUGAAUAGAAGAGUUACCUUUUCUGAAUAUAUUGCGCCAGCCUGUUUAUCUUCGAGUCCAGGAAAUGAGCAUCAGCAGCUGACAGCAGUCGGUUGGGGACAUACCAGAUAUGCGGGCACCCCAUCAACCCACCUUCGAAGAGUGACCCUGGAACGAUUUAGUGAUGAGCAGUGUCAUGAGCGGGUUAGCCAGACUAUAGAGCCUCGCACACAAUUCUGCGCCGGAUCGCGCACAAGCAGUGCAGAUACUUGCAACGGCGACUCUGGUGGACCUAUAUUCGUGCAGCAUCCAGAAUUUAAUUGCCUCAAGCAGAUAAUUGGCAUUACUUCGUAUGGGCAGGUGUGUGGAACCCGUAAUGUGCCAAGUGUGUAUACAAAAAUAUACCUCUACAUCGACUGGAUUGAGAAUGUUGUGUGGGGAACUGAGAAGUGAAGCCGUUUCGAUUGUGAUUUAAAUCCUGUCUUCAAUACUCUAGUAAGCUAGCCUGUAAGCUUCACUAAACCAUAACUUUUUCAUUAACAUCCAAUAUUCAGAUACGAUCUUUAAGUUGCACAUCCUAUGUGCAAGCCAGACAGCUUUCUUGUUGUUUCCACUCCCAGGUGGCACCGGAAACUUGUUUCUGACCCAAAAGCCAAUGCUCAGUCACUCAAUCAUAACAAUUAUUAAUUAUGUGUGCGGUUGCGGCUUCCCCCUCCCCCCCUCCUCAGCACUCUGCACUCUGAACCUUCGGGCUAAUUUAUUUAGUUUUGCAGCGUAAAAUAAACUUUGCCAUUCGCAAAGUUCUUGCGUGCGAGCUGGGAGGGUGAAGUUUGUUCUGUUUGUAUUUCGCGGACCAGAACUUUCCAUACACUAUAGUGCUCUACUACAUGCAUGGGCAUAGGCAGGAUUUAGUCCAGGGGGGAACACAUUUGUUUGGCCGAUCUUUUUCUAUCAAAUUAUUUGCACUACCCAGAAAACACACGAAAAAAAUGGAAAAAUAGGGAAAAAUGAAAUUCAAAAUAAUGAAAAUGUCUUCAUCUAAAGAUUUCAAAUGCAAUAAAAUUAAAAAAAAAAUUGCUAAAAAUAAGAAGAUUUGUGAUCGUGGAACUGAUAUGAAGUCGAGAGUGUAAAAACAUUUGAAAUUUUGUUUUCUUACAUAAAUGAUCAAUUUUUAUAUCAAUAUAUAUAUAUGAAAUCUAGAUGAAUAAUAAUGGCGGCGGAACUGCUCUCAGUUUGAAAACAAUUUAUAGUACUUGUAUCAUUUAUUUUCUAAAAAGAAUUCGUAUGCUUCUCAGUUGAAUAGAAUUCUUUUGCAAGCCCACCUGGAAUGGGAGUCAUAUCUGGGGUCGGGGCAGUUAUCAAAAGGAAGUUAUGGCAGAUAAAGAAAUCUAAAAUCAUUUUGUUUCGACAGUUCAGAACUGAAACUGUAUUUUCUUAAAAACCCACAUUAAAUAUUAUUAAUAUUAUUCGUUCUUAAAUCUAUUUUUGUUGAAUACAUUUAUAUUUAUUUAUUAAUAGUACAUAAAGAUUGUUUGUUUCAUAUGUAGUUAAGUCUGAUAUUAUUUUAUUAUAAGUAUGAAAAGAACCAUUUUUAAAUUAGUCGCAUUAAUAUAUAUAGUAAUGCCUCAGGUUUUGAUGAAAUCAGCGAACUGGUGGCCGCAAAAACAACUUCUUGCUCCGUUUGUCCCGUUGCCCAAAAUCAACCUUAGCACCAAAUAUAGGCCUAGUUAAGAGUUAUAAGUUAAACCUAUUAACACAAUAAAAAUUCGUUUUCAUGCCCAUA
This is a messenger RNA of Scaptodrosophila lebanonensis, 2590 nucleotides long. RefSeq names its product serine protease snake. The coding region runs from base 16 to 1260 and encodes 414 amino acids. The record is from RefSeq and is a predicted model, not a curated record. The transcript is spliced from 3 exons. Gene Ontology annotation, biological process: proteolysis. Gene Ontology annotation, molecular function: serine-type endopeptidase activity. Lineage: Eukaryota; Metazoa; Arthropoda; Insecta; Diptera; Drosophilidae.